Messenger RNA from Aspergillus affinis, 249 nucleotides. RefSeq lists its product as uncharacterized. Bases 1 to 249 code for a protein of 82 amino acids. Lineage: Eukaryota; Fungi; Ascomycota; Eurotiomycetes; Eurotiales; Aspergillaceae. The transcript is spliced from 2 exons. The record is from RefSeq and is a predicted model, not a curated record.
AUGCUGUCAUCAUACAUUCUGGAUGUGAAUGAACUCGCCGGCCAACUAAAAGCGUUUGAUAGCGACUAUCCGAUCGUGUGGAACACACGCCGGUCUGCCCUGAAGAAGACCGUUGAAGCGUGGUUUCGACACCUCGGCAGGGAGCUUGACAGCGCCAGUUUUGUCAACUGGGAUUUGGAGCCAUUUUCAUACGACUCUCCCGCCAGCAGCGCCGAAUACCGCCGUGGUAGCGUGUACACCGUCCUAUGA